Molecule: messenger RNA, 765 nt
Organism: Rhizophagus irregularis DAOM 181602=DAOM 197198
Lineage: Eukaryota; Fungi; Glomeromycota; Glomeromycetes; Glomerales; Glomeraceae
Source: RefSeq, a predicted model, not a curated record
AUGAUCAAAAUCAUUACAUCUGAUGCAUUCCGUGAGGAGGAAGUUAUCAGAUUAAUCAGAUAUACAGAGAAAUUAGCCCAGAUAUUUGGACUAAAUGAGCAAAAUGCAGAAGUGUAUAGUGCGCUUUCCGAUAGGGAGACUGUGGUUGAUUUAAUACAAGAAAUAGUUCCCACACUGAUUAGUGAAAAAGGUAAGAGUUCCUUCUAUUCACCUGAGUCUUCCAGAGAAUCUGAUUCGGUUGAGAUAAUUGAGGAUCUUAAAAAAUGUUGCAGUAUAAAUAAUAUAUGGAAAGAUGAAGUAAUUUUAGAAAUUCGCAGAAGAUUAAUAGUGGAUUGUACAUUUGUCAAUGAAAAAGCAACUGUUAAGGCAUUGAUUGACCCCAAAUAUUACUAUAGCAGUAUUAGUAAUAAUUGGCUAGUAGGAUUGAGAUAUAGGAUUGAUAAACGCGAUGCAAGAUAUUGGGAAAAUAGUGAAGAGAAAAGACUUUAUUAUGUAAGAAAUGACAUUAAUAUAUUGUCUCCUUCGUUAUAUACAUUCUACGAAUUAUUAUUCCCUAAUUUCACCGCAAUUAAUUCAGAUGGGGAGGUCAUAAUAACCAAGUUUUUCAAACAUAAGUCUGAAUGUUCGAGCUCUGAAACCGAAUCAGAGUCUAAAUCAUUUAGUUCUGAGUCAGAGGAUGAAGUUACCUAUGUUAACGAUGUACCUCCAAUGAUUAUGGACACGGCUGAUACCCCAAACGAUUUUAUUACCACAUUUAGUGAUUAG